AGGGUGUAAGGAUUAAACGCAACAGAGGGAAAAUGCGCGGAAGUCUGGCUUUGGGAACGAACAACUGUGUAAAUGCAAUUGAUCGAGCGGAAAAGUCCGCGAUUGUAAAACCCGGUGCGGUCUUUCAGCGCGGUGUUUAGCCAGCUAAUUGCCAGCGGUGAGCGGGGUCAACAGCCAACACUAGCUCCCCUGUGACACCACUUAAUUUGCCGACCAAUUAAAACGAUCGCCGCUAAUGACUAAACCGAAUUAUGCGAGGCGAGCCAUUGAGUUUGGCAAGUCUCCGCCCACCUCGAGUCACUGCGCAUGCGGGCUAGGCUCUCAAUCUAAUUUGGCUGGCCUCCGUGCAUACUGUGUUGGCGCUACUCACAUUCACCAAAUACUACUAGGUCAUCCUUUGCACGUGUACAGUAAGUCUCGUUGUGUCGAACUCCAGCAACGUGUUUGGUACAAGACAACUGAGCUUACCUAAUGCCUGUCACAGAAUCCACUCCUGCACAUCCCAAGUCUGUCAUCCCUUGUAUAAAACCAUAUGCCAAGUCGACUGGGAACUGAAAUUUGAACAACUGAUUGAAUCAUCAGAGAUUGGUUGAAGAGACUGAGUGUUAUAAACGUUGUCUCCAAUCUGAGGGCGAUGAUUCAGACGCUGGUUGGUGAAGCUGUUCCUCCGUUAGCGGAUACCCCGUCUUGCCUGGACCCUCGGACACAUCAAGGGACGAUGGAUGAAACAGAGGUAGACCAAAUGGCUCUGUUCAUCAGCCACACACCGUCCAGUCAACCCAUGGGUGCCGAUCAAGGGCGUGUGCACUCUGUCUCAGACUCGGAGGAGAUGAAGCCAGCGAAUCCUUUCCACUCACCGGACAUUGAGGCCGAGAUUGUUCGUCCACUUUCGUCCUCGUCAGCCUCACCGAACCAACACCAACAUCUCCAGACUCCAAAUCACCAGCACCAGGGAAGGAAUAUGGGCCCGGCUCCAGCGCUCAAUAGACCCGUUAAACUCACAGCGUUUUCCGUGGCUGAUAUUCUCAAUCCGAACAAAUUCAACGGGCCGGUCCCCAAGUCGCCCCGGCAGUGCGAUUGUGGCGAGGAACGCACCGACUCUUCGGAACAUUGUCAUCCGCGAUCCGGCUCUGCAUCCCCCGCUGUACCGACAUCAUGUCCGCCAAGUGCGCACGACUACACCUGGUCCUCGUCCUGGAUUGGUGGGGAACAACUGUGCAACGGAAGAAACAACGUUGAUUCUGAAUCAGAGCAAUCUCCGGGAGAUCUCAUGUGCGAACGGGAGACAGCAAAAGAUGAUUCAUACCGGGAGAGCAUGGACAGCGAGGAGGAGCACGGAUCCUUGGAAGACGAUGACGACAUGGCAUCCGAUGAUCGAGACAAGGUUGACAGCGACGACAGCGACGCCAAGUCUGACGGCUCACCGGGCAAGAAGCGUAAGCGAUCGGACUCAGACCCGGGCAAGGCCGGCAAGCCGCGCCGAGCUCGCACGGCGUUCACUUACGAACAACUGGUCGCCCUAGAGAACAAGUUUAAGAGCACACGGUACCUGUCCGUGUGUGAGCGGCUCAACCUGGCUCUGUCCCUCAGCUUAACCGAGACGCAGGUCAAGAUCUGGUUCCAGAAUCGACGCACCAAGUGGAAGAAGCAGAACCCGGGGAUGGACCCGAAUGCCCCCACGAACAACCCCCAGUCGCCGCCGCCACACCACGUCGGUCUUCACACUACUUACAACUCGGGGCUGAUGUACGGCUCACAGUUACCGUACUUGCACGGGGCCGCGGGGGCUAUGCCUUACCUGGUCAGCUCACCGGCUUAUCCUACUCUUCACGCCCAUCACUUCUACUCGCAUCUUGGCCAUGUUUGAUGUCUCAGAACGCAUCAAGUAGCCUACUUUAUAAACUCUAAUAAAAAGUGAUUUACUUGUGAUUAUGUACAUAUGUAAACAGAAAUUGUAUGAACAAUUAAAGUGUAAAAUAUUAAUGAUCAUUAUUACAAAUAAUUACUGCUACAAUCUAUCAAAAUAAGUAAAGAGAUCACCUACACUGAGCAACCUAUCCAGAACCAACUAGUCUAUAGUAAAUUGCAUGGUCUUCCUCUAUCCGUCAAUUAAGAGGUUUUUAUGAAACUCUCAAACUUUUAAAGAAACUUUUAGGUGCAAUAGUUUAACAAUUAUGACUUAAAUAUCAUAUGGGUUCAUUUGAAUGACAGCCGUACACUCUUCUUACUGUUUAUUCAACUUCAAGUGAACUUUGUGUAUUUUUUCACUCAAUGUCCUAUGUUUUAUAAAGGUAACGGAUACGUGAUAUGUGCAUGUACGAGGGGAAUUUUGUUAUAUUUUAAGCAAGCUCAUCUUUCCAACCAUUAUUCCGACGGAGAACGUAUUUUAACCUUCAUUUUGUUUUGAAUACAUUUUCCUUCCCAAUUACGCAAAAAUUCAAUGCACGAUUGUUAGAAAAACAACAAAAUGAUUUUUUAAGGAUUUGCAUAUAACAAAUGGGGAGAUUUACAGGCUGUUUUCACUGUUCGAUCUUUCUAUUUGUUUUGCACAACCAAAGUAACGAAGUCCAAAAAAAAUCCACAUUGUGUUGUGUUUUCUCAUGAAAAAAAAAUACAGAAAGCAUUUUCCAUAGUCUUGUGAAUUCCUUGCACUUUUGGAGGACAAUGUGAACACUGCGCGUCGACCAUUUGUGGACGUGGUCCUAUUCCGAAGGCCUAGAUAAUAGUCAGUGACGCCAGUAGAUUGAAUUUCAUCAGACGAUAUCAUCAUAAAUCACAAUUUCCUAACCAACUCUUCCCGUUAACAAUAUUGCAUUAUUCUCUAUAAUACAUGCAACACCAAUGGGAUUUAAUGCUCUGAGAAUGCCUUUUAGAAAAUGUCGGUCGUGAAAAGUCCAGCUAUCAGCUCGUUCCAGCAGAAAAUCGUAAAAAAAACCUUAAAGAUGAAAGUAGAAAUGCCAACAUUUUCUAAAGGUGCAUGAGAUUGUUUUUAUUCAAAACCUAGUACCCAGACUCCGUUGUAUUUAAUAUCUGUAAAAAAAUUAUCUUGGCUCCCGUCUUUGGAAGUGCCAUCUUCUAUUCAUUCACCAAUCUAGUUGUGCUAUGCCUUUCUUAUUGGUGUGUUUUAUAUUCUUUUCUUUUGUUCUCACUCUGACUAUGGAUGCGUCAUGUUAAGUUGCUAUUGACAACUGUUAAACAACACCGGUUCUUCUCACAACUGCUAUUUGUUUUAAAGGCAUUCACUUCGCAUAUAUCUGCUCAUUUUCUCCCUAGUUGUACUCACAAUGCAAAGCCUCAAACCUAACGAACUUGACAAAGAAAAACUGAUCCAAAUGUUGCUUUCGUCUUUUUACAGAUGAGUUACUCAAACGUAUGACAUAGGUCCCAUGAUUUUUGUUGCGGAUACCUGCGGGAUAUCUCUUUUGUCAAAAAAAUCAAUUCGCCCACACCUCAUUUUCAAUUUUUGAUUGCCAGAAUUUUCGUCUAGCAGUUAAUAUUUCCUGUAAAUAUUUGUAUAAUUUGUACAGACUGUAUAUAAACUUCCUCUGACACGUGCAAAUGUAAGCUUUUGUAUGGAUGAACAAAUUAAAGUGAGCAUAAAGUAUUCGAUCCUCGCAAGCAA
Patiria miniata (bat star) is the source of this 3622-nucleotide messenger RNA. RefSeq names its product NK1 transcription factor-related protein 2-like. Gene Ontology annotation, biological process: regulation of transcription by RNA polymerase II; cell differentiation. The transcript has 2 exons. The record is from RefSeq and is a predicted model, not a curated record. Gene Ontology annotation, cellular component: nucleus. Bases 635 to 1867 code for a protein of 410 amino acids. Gene Ontology annotation, molecular function: RNA polymerase II cis-regulatory region sequence-specific DNA binding; DNA-binding transcription factor activity, RNA polymerase II-specific. Lineage: Eukaryota; Metazoa; Echinodermata; Asteroidea; Valvatida; Asterinidae.